This is a messenger RNA of Kickxella alabastrina, 631 nucleotides long. RefSeq names its product ribosomal protein L14-domain-containing protein. The record is from RefSeq and is a predicted model, not a curated record. Gene Ontology annotation, molecular function: RNA binding; structural constituent of ribosome. NCBI's taxonomy places the organism in Eukaryota, Fungi, Kickxellomycota, Kickxellomycetes, Kickxellales, Kickxellaceae. Bases 130 to 546 code for a protein of 138 amino acids. Gene Ontology annotation, biological process: ribosomal large subunit biogenesis; translation. Gene Ontology annotation, cellular component: cytosolic large ribosomal subunit; ribosome. The transcript has 2 exons.
UGGAAUAAUAUCGCAAAUACAUUUCGACACGCCUUUGUUGAUUGCCCGCAAGAGUCCUGCCCAAGCUGUAGUUACAAUCUCUUUUUCGUCCGAUCAAUAUUUUCUCACAUCGACGUCUAUUAGUUGAAAAUGCAGGGAUCCUUCAAACGUCUCGUUGAGGUCGGCCGCGUCGUUCUCAUCAACACUGGUGUCAACGCCGGCAAGAUCGCCACCAUUGUUGACAUUGUUGACCACAACCGUGCUAUCAUCGAUGGCCCCACCACCAACGUUCCCCGUCAGAUCAUUGCUUUCAAGAACGUUGUCCUGACCGACAUUGUUGUGAAGCGUCUCCCCCGCACCAUCGGCUCGAAGGCUCUUGCCAAGUUCCUUGAGAAGGAGCAGGUCGUUGAGGCCUGGCAGAAGUCUGCCUGGGCUCAGAAGAUCGAGUCCCGCAAGCGUCGUGCCAACAUGUCCGACUUUGACCGCUUCAAGCUUAUGCGCCUGAAGAAGCAGCAGCGCGCCAUCGUCGACCGCCAGGUUGCCCUCAUCAAGAAGGAGCGUGCCUAAAUAGCAAACCUUUUUUUGUAUUACAAAAAGAACAAUGUUUUUGUCACACAUCCACUUUUAUAUUUAUUCAUUUUUGUUAUCUUGC